This is a messenger RNA of Papilio polytes (common Mormon), 2365 nucleotides long. Its product is annotated as golgin subfamily A member 2-like. The record is from RefSeq and is a predicted model, not a curated record. The transcript is spliced from 4 exons. The coding region runs from base 121 to 2160 and encodes 679 amino acids. Lineage: Eukaryota; Metazoa; Arthropoda; Insecta; Lepidoptera; Papilionidae. Gene Ontology annotation, cellular component: cis-Golgi network; Golgi cisterna membrane; Golgi cis cisterna. Gene Ontology annotation, biological process: Golgi organization.
AAGCAAGUGACAUCCUGACAAUUGACAAUGGGUGAAUUUCAAUCAUUAAUCAUCCUAUUUUAAUUGUCUGAAAGUAAAUAAUUAAUUGCUUAAUUGAAAACACAAUUCCACAAGAUCAUAAUGGACGAAAGGGCGGCUAAACUAGCGUCUGCAAGACAGAAGCUAAAACACCAUCAAGAAAAGAAAAUGGUACGUGCUGAAGUUUCAGGGUCCUAUCAGGAGUAUAAUACAUUACAAAAAGAAGCAACGGAGGAAAUUGAAAAAGUAAAAGAAUUUACUACUAGCACCGGUUUAGAGAAGUCUUAUCGUGAUAAUCAUCCUUUAAAAAAUAAAGAAACGCUCAACAAAAGCGAUAUGAAUGUAACGGAAAUUUUAAUUACUAAUAACACUAAACUUGAAGAACAAGUUAAAACAUUAGAAAAACAACUGAUGGAAAUGCAGAAAAGUUGUAAUUCAGCAGUAGAACAACAAAAUGCUCACGCACAAACUGUCUCCCGCUUGCAGAUGGAACUGCAAACUGUUCAAAACAAAUAUACUGUUGUAAAUAAUGAAAAUUCUUUACAGAAGAAUACAAUAUUGAAUCUGCAAAGCAAAAUAACAGCUUUAUCUGAACAAAACACCAAUUUAAUAGAACAAUUAGAAUUCACAAAAACAGUUUUAACUGUCAAAGAAAAUGAAAAUUCUCAACUUACUAAUCAUAUUUCAGUGCUCCAAAACCAAAUAGAUGUGCUCCAGUUGCAGAUUAAACAAUUGAACAAUAACUCUAACAUUAAUAUAUGUCAAGAGCCAGAAGAGCAAACAUCAAAUGUCCAACUUUACCAAAAAAUAUCUAACUUAGAGCAACAAAUGCAAUCACUCCAAAAGGAAAGAGAUAGUAUUAGUUCUCACUAUCAGCAUUAUGUUAGUGAGCUUAACAAACAACUCAGAGCAAUGGAAACAAGUAAUCGUGAUUUGACCAUGGAAUGUCAACGACUGCAAAACAGAGAAACUAAUCUCGUUGAUCAAUUAAGUGAAAUGGAAAUAAGACUUCAAAAUAUUCAAUCCAACAAAACUGAAGAAAUGGACAAUGUGUUAAAACUGCAAGAAGUAAUUAAAACUAAAGAGAAAAAAAUUCAAGAAUUAAAUGAUGCAUAUGAUGAACUUCAAGCUAAAUGUUAUGAAACUCAAGCCCAAAUUGAAACCUUGAAUAAGAGUAAAGAAAUUAACAGUGAUCAGGACAAUAUAAGUAUAUCUAAACUAAAUGCUGACAUUGCCAGUGACAAAAUUGCAGCACAGCGGGCAACGGAACAGAAUAAAAAACUUAAAACUGAUUUAGCUGAGUUGGAAUUUGCCUUCAUAAAAAUGAGUAAAGACAAAUUAGAUUUAACAGACAAACUUACUCAUGAAAAGCAAUUGAACAAGGAAUUGAUGCUAAAACUUGCUGAUAUAGAAGAGAAUUUAAAAAGUGUACAAAACAAAUUAAAAGCAAAGGAUGAUGAAAUGAUAAGGUUGCAGAAUAGUUCCCGUAUUUUACAAAUAAAUUACGAGAAAUCUCUCGAAAACAACCAUCAGGUUAAAGAAAAAGAGGAAAACGCUGUCAAUAAUGAGGAAAAAGAUAUAAAUGCCAAUGAAAAAGAUGGUUUUCAUGUUCAUAACCAAGAGUGUGAUGAAAGAAGAAAUUUGAUUGAAUUUGAUGAUGAGGAAAUAAGAUUAAGCAUUGCUAAGGAAGAUGCAAUGUUAAAACUUCAAGAGAGGUUUUUAAAUAUUAUGGAUGAAGUUGCGAAUUUAUCAGAUGAAAAACAUAGACUAGAACACAUAAUUCUUCAACUGCAAAAUGAAACAGAUACAAUAUGUGAAUAUAUAGCUCUGUACCAGCAACAGCGCAGUUUGUUGAAAAAACGAGAUGAAGACAGGACCGAACAGAUCAAAAUGUUUCAAAUAGAAAGUAAUAAAUUGAAGAUGCAAUUAGAAGAGCUAAACAACUUGCUAUUGAGAUUUGCGAAUGAUGAUGAGUUGAAAAAAUUUUUGCAAGAUGAAUCAAGGAAAAAUGAUUUAGAUAAGGUAAUGGAAAUAAUGUUAAGUGUAAAAACCAGUUCAUUGAUAUCCUUAAAUCAUAAAAUGCUGGAUUUCAAAAACUUUUACCCAUGCAACUGUUGUUCAGGACAACUUAUAGAUGUUUAAUAAUUUAACAAGCAAGCACCUGUCAAAAUAGCUAAUCACUUUAACAUCAUGUUAAAUGUACAUAUGAUAAAAUUAAAGUGAUGGAAGUAAAGAUGAAUAAACUUAUAGCCCAUACAAAUCUAUAAACCCAGUUAACAAUCCCUUUAUGAUUGGAGUUUUACACAUGUAUUAUUUGUUUGUUUAAUUAUAUUAUUUCUCAAGGACA